CUGUGGUCGGUGGUCAGCUGUGCUCCUACCCCAGGUCCAGUGAGCCUUUUCCCUGGUGUUGCUGCUCUCGUUGCCGCCGCCGCCGCCGCCCCUUGCUCUGAGUAAUCAUGGUGUGCUUCCGCCUGUCACCGGUUCCGGGCGCGGGGCUCGUUCUGUUCUGCCUCGUCCUGGGAGCUAUCCGGUCUUAUGCAUUGGAACUUAAUUUGACAAAUUCAGAAAAUGCCACUUGCCUUUAUGCAAAAUGGCAGAUGAAAUUCACAAUACAUUAUGAAACUACCAACAAAACUUAUAAAACUGUAACCAUUUCAGACCUUGGCACUGUGACAUAUAAUGGAAGCAUUUGUGGGGAUGACCAGAAUGGUCCCAAAAUAGAGGUACAGUUUGGAUCUGGUUUUUCCUGGACUGUGAACUUUACCAAGGAGGUGUCCAAUUAUUUAAUUACCAGCAUCUCGUUUUCCUACAACACUAGGGAUAACACAAUAUUUCCUGAUGCUCAAGAUAAAGGAAUUCUUACUGUUAAUGACCCCGUGGCAAUCAGAAUUCCAUUGAAUGAAAUCUUUAGAUGCAAUAGUCUAUCAACUUUAGAAGAGAAUGAUGUUGUCCAAAACUAUUGGGAUGUUCUUGUGCAAGCUUUUGUCCAAAAUGGCACAGUGAGCACAAAAGAGUUUCUGUGUGAUAAAGACAGAACUUCAACAACGGUGGCACCCAUCAUUCACACCGUUGUGCCAUCUCCUACUACAACACCCACUCCGAAGGAAAAACCAAAGGUUGGAACCUAUUCAAUUAGUAAUGGCAAUGGUACUUGUCUGCUGGCUAGCAUGGGGCUGCAGCUGAACGUCACUCAGGAUAAGGUUGCUUCGGUUAUUAACAUCAACCCCAAUUCAACUGACUUCACUGGCAGCUGCCACCCUCAAACUGCUCUGCUGAGGCUGAAUAGCAGCAUCAUUAAGUAUCUUGACUUUGUCUUUGCUGUGAAAAAUGAAAACCGAUUCUAUCUGAAGGAAGUGAAUGUCAGCAUGUAUUUGGUUAAUGGCUCUGUUUUCAGCAUUGCAAAUAAUAAUCUUAGCUACUGGGAUGCCCCCCUGGGAAGUUCUUAUAUGUGCAAUAAAGAGCAGACUGUUUCAGUGUCUGGAACAUUUCAGAUAAAUACCUUUGAUCUAAGGGUUCAGCCUUUCAAUGUGAUGGAAGGAAAGUAUUCCACAGCCCAGGAGUGUUCGCUGGAUGAUGACACCAUUCUAGUACCAAUUAUAGUUGGUGCUGGUCUUUCAGGCUUGAUUAUCGUUAUAGUGAUUGCUUACCUAAUUGGCAGAAGAAAGAGUUAUGCUGGAUAUCAGACUCUGUAACACAAAUCCAUAUGUGAUCUCUGUUACAAAAUAAUAAAGCAAGUACAAAUUCCAACAUGCAACAUUUUUCAAUUUAAGGUAUAUUUAGUUACAGUCCUGCUCUUAAAUGGGUGGUAUGGGGGAUUUCGAACUUAAAACCUCCCCAAAACUAUAAACUACAAGUUAGUCAUAUGAUUUGGUUUCCCCAACCAAGGAAUUUAAAACUGUCAUUUCUGCUGCAAAAGACAUGUGCAAACUCACUUGGAUUAUAGGUUCUAUUUUACUGUCUUGAAUUAGUAUUUUAGUAUAUUUGCUUUAGAUAUUCUGACUGGUAAUAUAUGAGAGUACUUCAAAAAGUUCAUAGAAAAAUGGAAUUAAGAGAUAAUAGAAAUCUUUCCAUGAACUUUUUGAAGGCCCCUUGUACAGUUUAGGAAAAACAAUUUUUCAAAAGAAAUUUCUUUCCCCUGAAUGUAGUUGAGUUGGGAAAACACAUUCUAUAGUGGAUUUGUACUUGCUCCUUUUGCAUUUUUAAAUUUUUGAGGGGUGAUUUUCUUUGCAGGUUAACUUAGCUACUUUGGCAUUGCUGCAUAUUUGACCUAUGAGAGAUAUGCUAGUAGAUUUGAACAGGGCCUAGUAUUAUGUUCUUAGCAAUGAAUGCUUUUCUAAUGCUUUUUGAAUACAUUUGUAUUUAAUGUGGCUGUAAUGGCAAAAAAUACAAAAGCUUUCUAAAUUUUAGAAUAGGUGUUAACCUUAUUGUUUAAUCCUUUUUUAAAAAAUUGGAUAUUUCAGUCUUUUAAAUUGCAAGACACAAGACUAUUCCAACUGGGCAUUUCAAUCCAUUUUUUAGGUGCUUUAGAGAUAAUUGCUAGACAGUGCCAAAUGAGGGUAUUAGUCCUUUGUACCCGUAAGUUGGCCUCCACAUGCGGUAAUGAAAUUAAUGCGGAUUUUCUCUCUAGCCUUUCAGUAUUCCUUGUUGGUGGUAAUGUGUUUUGUUCUUUUCUUUUUCUUAAAGAAGAAAUGACAGUAUGUCCUAGAACCUAGAUAAAGGAGUGCACUUAAACAUAAAAUAACUUGCAUCUAACCUAAAAAGUCUUGGUCUUCUCUUAGUCCAUUAGAAAGUUGUUCUUUGUUUCCAGCUUGCAUUGAUUGCUACAACAUUUACUAAUUUGGCUUUUACAUUUAAAUGGUUCUGUGCUAAUCAAAACAUACAUUAUUAUUGUUCAUUAUGGUAGAAUCAUAAUUAAUUCACAUACUUUGUAGUCAUAUUUGUGCUCUGAGAGAUGCACCAAUUGUCCACUUGCCCUGCACCACCUAAUGUUUAUAUGAGAAAGCAAAACAUUUCAGCUUGACAGGUAACACAUCAUGUAUCUCUUGCUGCUUCUAGGAGAUCUUUUCUUGUAUUGGAAUGGCUGAGCAAAUAUUUGAAAGUUGUUAAUAUGCAGCCAUAUAUGUAAAGUUUCUGUGUUUUCUUGUUUUGUUUUUAUUGGGGGGGAUUAUGUGCCUCCCAUUCACUAGAACAUGAGAAAAUAUCUGGGUUCCAAAAUAUUGAUAUUAAAUUCAUCUAUAAUAUACAUACACAGACACAGGCAAUUGCAUGCUAGCAUGUGUAUGUCCAUGACUAUGUUUUGAAUUAUAUUCUGGUAAAAUAUAUAGUGGUAAAUAUUUUCUCUCACUUAAAUUUGCUUUCUGUUUAGCCUGAAAAUUUUACUGGCUCAGAAUCAGAUUCUUGACCAACCCUUCUCUUAGAACUACAUUAAGCUGCAUUGCUAGCUUAAAAUACUUCUUAAAGACUAAAUAUAAAUAUGAUUUUUAAAUAUUAUUUUUUAUUUAGAUUGUGUUUUAGUGUAAAAUUGUUAACCUUAUAAGAAUAUAAGAGAGAACUUAUAUGAGAACUUAUAUGAGGCCUUAGAUAUUUCUCAUGAGUCAAAACAAAGCAGCUUAAAAAAAAUUGGAAGCACAAGUGGGUGGCGUUGGCUUAAUGCUGUUAAUGUUUCUAAAAGUUUCUACAUUUAGAUUAUGUAUCAGAUUCAUAUUAAAAGCACUAAUAAGCACUGUUUUAUAGAAGAUCUGACUUCAGUGAAUAUUUUUGUAUUUUACAUGGGCCAGUUUGUAUACUGCUGUUUACACUAUUAUUUCCACUUGUUCUUUGUACCUUCUGAAUUAGUUUUAUUUGUUGUAAUGGGUUUAUACCUUGAUGGUAAUACUCUAUAUGGCUUUGGGUGUUUUUCAUGUUUUAGCAUUUGUAUAAGGAAACUGGUCCAUGUAAAUACUUUCCGUAUUUUUCCCUUAAAUGUCUAAACCACUAGUUGAUGUAUGGUAUCUCUCUUUAGAUAUUUGCCUGUCUGUUUGCUCAACAUUGCUUCUAAAACAAUAAAGAUUGUUUUAUUUCUUAAGGAAA
Messenger RNA from Cynocephalus volans (Philippine flying lemur), 3720 nucleotides. RefSeq names its product lysosomal associated membrane protein 2 (gene LAMP2). Gene Ontology annotation, cellular component: late endosome membrane; autophagosome membrane; lysosomal membrane. The transcript has 9 exons. Lineage: Eukaryota; Metazoa; Chordata; Mammalia; Dermoptera; Cynocephalidae. The record is from RefSeq and is a predicted model, not a curated record. Bases 108 to 1343 code for a protein of 411 amino acids. Gene Ontology annotation, biological process: protein targeting to lysosome involved in chaperone-mediated autophagy; cellular response to starvation; autophagosome maturation.